This is a messenger RNA of Fopius arisanus, 720 nucleotides long. RefSeq names its product mitochondrial fission process protein 1. The record is from RefSeq and is a predicted model, not a curated record. Gene Ontology annotation, biological process: mitochondrial fission. Gene Ontology annotation, cellular component: mitochondrion. The coding region runs from base 106 to 591 and encodes 161 amino acids. Lineage: Eukaryota; Metazoa; Arthropoda; Insecta; Hymenoptera; Braconidae. The transcript is spliced from 3 exons.
AGGUGGGCGCCAAUUUCAGUUCUAUUGAUCUGCAUUGACAAUUUUUUUAUUGGUUAGGUCGCGUUUGUUAUAAUAAUUUAAGUAAUCAUUUGUUUAUGAAUUAGAAUGAAGCACGAGAAGGAACUUGAUGUCUAUAGGGACACGAGCUUGAGAUAUUUGGGAUAUACUAAUGAAGUUGGUGAGGCCUUUAGAAGUCUCAUCCCAAAAUCUGUCGUGUGGCUGAGUUACGUAAUUGCCAGUGGUUACGUACUUGCUGAUACCGUACAUAAAGGGUCGAGAGAGUAUUCUAAAGAAAGUGGAGAUGGAAAAAAUAGACGAGUGUUACUCUCUGCAACGGAUACUCUCCUCUGGCAGAGUUUUGCUUCUGUGAUAGUUCCAGGUCUCGUAAUAAAUCGAAUUUGCGCUGGUGUUCGAUUUUUGCAAAAACCUGCGACGAGUGCUGCAUUGAGGAGUCCUUGGAUUACAACUGCUGUUGGGCUCGCCUCCAUUCCAUUAAUUAUAAGACCAAUUGAUCGAGGUGUCGAGGAUGCCAUGGACGUGACCUUCAGACAAUGGAUGGGAUACCAUCCCCACCAAAAUAGGGAAGAUUGACAACCGUAGAUCGAAUUAGAUUUUAUUCUUCAAGACAUGAAAGUUGCUAGCACAUAGUACAAAUUAUUUUCUAUUUUUUUUUGUAUAUUUACAAUUAGACAAUAAAUUAGAUAAAAUUGUUGAAGUUUA